AUGAGGCUGAGGUGUCGGACUUCCUCAUUUAUCUUUUUGCUACUGUCUUUGUUUCACCACUGCUUUUCAACGGUUAUUUGUAAGCCAAAAGAACUCGAGAAAUCACGAUGGAUUGUCCCAGCAAAGUCAUCGAAUGACUUGGAUUUAUACGUUCAUCGAGGGCUGGAAUAUAACCCUUCAAGAGCCUUCAGUGACAUUUUGUUAUUACUAAACCUUACUGAUAGCGAUACGUACGAUCUUUAUAAGGGUGACAACUGCAGUGUCGUAGAAAAUGACUACCUCGCCGAUAAUCGUAUGUUCGGUCUACUAAAAGGAGUCAAUCUAUGGAAGAGUCAUUACUUGAAUGUGUUCAAUGACACAGUUGUUGGAGUCGUGACACAACUUCCAUACAGCGUACAAGCUAAAGUUUUGAAUGUCAACUACAUUCGUUUUGGUGCUUUUGUAGCUGGUAUAUUAUUAUUUCUCUUUGCUCGAAGUCUAGCCAGAAAUGCGCUCUUUUUCUAUGGAACUGGUUGUUCCUUUGGCUUACUUGCUUCUCUACUUAUCAUUGUAUUUGUUCUAUACAGAUUUGCUCCAAAGAAGUUGAUAGGUUUACCAAUCCUUGUUGGUGGAUGGUCACUAGCAAUGUACAUGUUGCAUUUCGCUUGGAAAAAUUUCGCAUCUCUCGCAGCACAAUAUCAGAAAUAUUUUGUUGCGUAUGUCGCUACUGUCACAUUGAUCUCUUUGGCUGUCUGCUACAAAAAGGGCCCACCAAAGGAUGCACGAUCAUUGGAUCUUGCCCAGUGGGCAAUGCAAGCUGUGGCUCUUUUGCUCAUCUACGCGUCGUCCCAGGUUCAAGAAGUUUCAGUGGGGGUCAUCGCACUCCUUCUCCUGCAUCAGUUCACAAGAUCUUGGCUAGGUUCAUUUCUUCGAGGCAUUGGUGCAGUUGUUGGGUACUUCUGGAGAAAGCUAUUCCCUCCAAGGCGACGUCUGCUGACUAGGGAAGAGUAUGAAAAAGAGGGAAGAGAGACUACAAAGCGAGAAUUAGAAAAGCUACGGCAGUACUGUCGCAGUCCUGAUGCCGAUGUGUGGAAAAUCACUAGCAAAGUCAAUGAUCCGAGGAGGUUUGCCCGCUUCAUUGAUGGUAAAGAGCAGCAUGUGCUGGAAGAAGAAGAGGAGAUGUACGAAUCAGACGCAGAAUAUCUGGAUCGCGAUGAAGAAGAAGAUGAUGAUGAUAUCGGAGAAGAUUCGGAUAGUCAUAAUCAAAGAAGCAGACAGUAUUCCAGUCAACAGUAUCAUGACGAGGAUGAUGGUGGUGAUUGGGAAGAAGAAGUGGUCAUCAGGCGAACACCUCGAAAUCGACCCGAAAACGUUGUUGUAUUCAAGAAAUCUUCAUCCAAGCGACCUGAUUUAUCUACCCCAAAUGGAUCGAAAUGGAAGGAGUACACACCUCGAGCAAAUACUUCCUACUACCGAGAUAGCCCUCGUUCUCAGAAUUCUUCUCGUUAUACUUCACCGAUGUCAGCAAAUAAGCGCUAUCAGAAAGGAUUGAUGAGAGAUAGAGACGACAUUGAAUAUGAGUCACCUUUUGGUCGAAAGAAUAGGAAGCAAGAGUCAAAGCCAGUGCAAAAGCGAGUUGAAUCGGCCAGCGAGUUUCUCAGCUCCGAUUCUGAUCAAGAUUUACGAGAGGAGGACUUCUAUCCCAGAGGAAAAUUCGACUACGAACGCGAUUGAUCGAAGGUAUUUGGAUAACUAACAGUGUUGUGUGUUUUACUUUUCUAGUGUGUAUUGCUGUAUGAUUUUCUCACUCACUCUGUCUACUUCUCUACUUCGCUACUUGGUACUGUAUUAGUUUUCAGGUAAUGAUUUUUUGCUAAGCUUGCUCUGUUACAUUUCUCAACCUCAUCUUUAUAACAGUGCUUUCUACGAAGCAAAUUUCGCAUAAUGUAAUAUAUACUUCGUUAGUCGUCUCAUAAAAAGUGACAGUGUAAUCAGUCGUAUAUUUAUUUUAAUAAGAAGGCGGAAUGAGGAAGCGCUAAGAAAUAUUAC
Molecule: messenger RNA, 2028 nt
Organism: Cylicocyclus nassatus
Lineage: Eukaryota; Metazoa; Nematoda; Chromadorea; Rhabditida; Strongylidae
Source: the annotation of a GenBank genome assembly